CGGCUUUAGAUUUAACUGUAAAACAGCUUCUGCCGAACGAUGAUAAACAGACUGAUUUGCUUGCGCCAAUGGCAGAGGCAAGCAGGACGGUACGAGUGAGCGGCCUGCCCGCGGACGUUGAGGAAGAGCGGCUGAUCGAUAAAUUGUCCGUCCAUUUUCUGCGCUCCAGGAAUGGUGGAGGGGAAAUACUGUCUGUUACUGUUGAUGAGAGCAAGCCCAACAGUGCCCUGGUCCAGUUUGAAGACAGUGGAGUGGCCCAGAGAGUCAUUCGCCAUGGCCGACACACUCUCAAGGUGGAUGGGAAGGAGUACCUGCUCUCUGUCAGCGAGGAUCACCAAAGCCUGGAUCCUAACAAGGUCAUCAUAAGUCUAACAGCGACUGUGGACUACAGUCAGAUUCCUGAGGGUAGAAGCAUAUUGUCUCUUCUCCUCCGGGACCACCCCGAUGUCGAGACAAACUGUGACUCGACAAAGAAUUUGUGCCGACUGCGCGGUGCCUACACCGAAGUGCAGUCAGUCUUGGUGCAGGUGCUUGGCUGCCGUCCAACAAAUCUGCAGUCGGCGGAGCUCUCAGCCUCAGGUCGACUUUCUAUUAGUUGUUCCGAAUCUCUGAUCAAGACCCCCAGUGAGAGAGUGGACAAACGAGAGCUUACUGGUGGUUCUCCCACCCCAGAGGAAGACCUCUCGCUGAUGGUAGAUGCAGAUGUGUUCAAGUUUCUGCAGAAGCGCUAUGGCCACGACUACCAGCGCCUACAGAGUCAGCAUGGCGUCAAAGUGGUGGAUGUGACGAAUCAGGGGAUCACCACUCUGUUUCUGCAAGUAGUAACUGGCAAGGGCGGGAAGGAGCGAGAGCGAAUAGACCUCGCGAGGUCGGCAAUAAGUGAGCUUUGUCAAAAGAGCGAGAGGAGGAUCUGUCAGGCUGAGCUACGCAAGUGUGACCUCGACCCCAGGAGGGACCUGCAGCAAGCAAUGGAGACUCUAAAUGUCAGAUUUCCUGAGCUUCUUCUCAGUGAAGAUGACAGCUGUGUCUUCCUCAUUGGUGACUGUAGCGAUGUGUCCGAGGCCAAGCAGUUUCUUUUGCAGGAGCGUUGCGCGAUGGAAAGAGAAGACAUCGCCAGUCUUCUUGGAAUUCCAUCUUCUCCCCGACUGACCAAUGAAGCGCAUGACACCGGCACUGUGUCUCAGUCUGUCUCAAGAACUCUGGAUGAUCGGAAGGCUCUUGUUCGGGAAUCAGACAAGGCGAAAAGGUCAGAAGGUGGCAAACUGUAUCAUCUGGCUGCUCGCUUUAAAGAGUCUGGUCCGCCACUACCGACUCCUUCUGUAGACUUGUCCUUAUGCAGAACCUCAAAUCCAAGUAGACAUUCCACUCAAGAGUCGAGGUCAAAAGCAGCGGGAGACCCACAUAGAGUUUUGCGUCCAUUAAUGAAGAGUAAAACAUCCUCGGACAUUUCAGCCAAGAGUAGAAGACCCUUCUGGACCACGACCCCACUCCCGCUGGCUGGAAAAGUCCACAUGGGAUCCAAUUCGAAGAGAACUAACAGUUUUUCUGGAGUGACACAGCAGGGACUUCAGAAGAUUGAAGAGGAUUCCUUUGGGUCUCCGCCUAGAGCCAGGACCUCUCGCCUGAGUGACCAACAUGAAGUUUACCAUGCGGAAGUUCUGGUGUCCACCAUUAUGUGGCUCCAUAUUAAAGAGGUUUACAGCACACAAGUUGAAGCCCUGACGUGCGACCUGCAGCUAAACGAAGGAGGCUCGCCGGGCAGGAUACAGUCCGCCAUCGGCAUCAGUGGCUCAGAGCAGUCUGCAGUCACCGCAUGCCAGCUUGCUUUACAAGAACUGGUUGAUGCCGUAAGUCCCGAUUUCUGUGUGCACGAGCUUCACCUGUCUGAACUCGGCGUUGCUGACCUGGAAGAUGAAACCCUACAGGCUUGCUGCGCGGAAGUCCGGCGACGCUUCAAGAAGAUUACCGUCCGAGUGAUGAAGAGGAGUUUGUAUCUCAUUGGUCCUAAACGCUUGUGCUAUCAGGUGGGCGCUUCCCUGCGGGAAGUCUUUUCCGGAGAUGGCACCCAAACGGACACACAGAAAGACCGCGCCAGCCCUUCAAUAGCGAGGGAAGUAAACGAAGGCGAUCCACGAACAUUAUCGGAGUGCCAACCAUAUUCUGCAUCUCAGGAAAGAGUAUCGAACCAUAUGGAGGACAAGACUGAGCUUGUCAAUGGCGCUAACGGUCAAGUGGCAACCAGGAGAGACCCUGUCAUCAAGGAGAAAUUGGAAAGGCCAAGCAUUGUGGAUCAGGAUAGACGUAAGGUGUUGGUCCACGGAAGUAAGACAAGCCCCUCCAAUGUGAAUGGCGUCUGGUCAAUGACACCUCAAAACAACAAAGCCACAGAGUCUCACCAGAAAGAAGUCCGCCCGGCUGGCAUCUGCGUGUGCGGGGAGACUGCCACCUCCAUGAACAGGACUGAGUGCGGGGUGGUUAUGUGCACCAAGUGCCUAGACGCAGUUCACAUCCAUUGCAGGGUAUGCCACAGUGGACCACCGCAACACUUGGUACCAGCGGGCAUCCGGGGCACGAUGACCCAUUGCAAACUCAACUUCAGUUUACCUGGUCACAACAAGCACGCCACCAUCAAGAUCACAUACCUCAUUCCUGAUGGUAUACAAAAGAAGUUGCUGUGCUAUGGAACACAAGAGGAGACCGGCUGGCUCGUUGAAGGACAAAAACAUGCACAUGUGAAACCGGACCAUCACCCUUCUCCUGGAAAGCCCUUCCAAGGUGACGUCUUUGAAGCCUUCCUCCCCGACUGCGAUAAGAGCAGGAAGCUGUUGCCCAGGCUGGAGAACGCCUUACGGCAGGGCCUCACCUUCACUGUGACGAGCAAGAACGGCUCCAAGGUUACCUGGGACGUCAUCCCGCACAAAACCAGCUUGCAGGGCGGCCGGUCGGGGAACGGUUACCCAGAUUCUUUCUACUUGAAACGCCUCUCAGACAUCUUGACAUCGCAUGGGAUUGAAGAGCAAGCUUCCACAUCUUGAGACUUCACCUUAGUAUUAGAGGUUCACACAUGGUUAAAGGUAUUAGCACUUUAUAGUGUAUUAUUAGUAGUAGUAGUCGUAGUAGAGAUAAGAGGUCAUGACGGGGAGACCUUUAGUUAUCAGAAUGCAUUUAAUAAUAUGCAUUAAAAAUAUAUUUUUCCACAAGCAAAAAUUAAGAAUUCCACAUGAACGUUCAGCUAAUUUCUACAUAGGGGCAUCAUAUGUCCUAGUGCAGGUGUCAAACUCAAGGCCCUGGGGCAAGACCCGGCCCGCCACAUCAUUUGAUGUGGCCCACGAAAACCAAAUCAUGUGUCGUCAUGUUUCUUGCUAAAAUACCAAAAUUGCAAAUUGUGUUCACCGUUAAUAACAUUAGGAAUUACAAGCCUUUUUUGUUACCAGUCCCUCUUUUAAAAUAAAAUGAAUAAUCAAUUCAUAGCAAGUUUUCAUUACCUUCUGAUUUUAAAACUAGUUAUUCAUCAAUAUGUUGUGUAUUUGUAAUACUCAUAAUCACAAAAUGAAGCGAUUAUACAUUUACAGGAAGUCCUCGAGUUACGACGUACUCGACCUACGACGUUUCGACUUUACGACGCCCGUGCCUCGUCCGCCGUUUUCUCCCCAGCACCGUAGGGUUUCUGCUUAGCUAGUGCAUAGUGCUUGUCUGUGUUUGUGUGCCGGGACUGUCUUUGCAUUUUUUUUUUUCACACUCUCAGCAGUAUUGGUAAGUACAGCAUCUUAUUUUUUUUUAUUUGAAUGUAUUUUAGUUUCUUCACACCUGACCGUGGUCGGGAGACGCCUUAUCCAGAGCCGAGGUUGUCCUGCUCUGGGUUGACUCCCUUCUCCCGUUGCACAGCUGAGCUGGGUGGCGGCAACAAUAAAGGCACGAGGCACCGAUUUUUUGCUGCUUUAAUGGCUUUAUUAGCUCCUCUGCGCAUUCAACGUCAAGGGGUCCUCCGCUAAUCGCUACUCUUCCCCGGUCGCCGUCACUACACUUGCCACUGUACACGCUCGCACCUGCGCGCACUCCUUCCUCCUUCACAGUCCCGCCUCACUCACACAUCGACGCCCACGCCCACACACACUGAGCUUGCUGUCACAAUCGCGUGGGACAAUACCCGUAACAGAAGUAUUUCGACGUAAGUUUCGACUUUAACGGUGAAAUCCGACUUACGUGGAAAUUCGGGUUACGUCGCCAGCGUAGAAACGGAACUCGUUCGUAAAUCGAGGACUUCCUGUUUAUGGUAUUAGAACCAUAACGGCCCUCUGAGGGAAACCGUGUGGCCCGCAACAAAAAUUUGUGUGAACUCCUCUCCUAGUAAAUGAAAUCACAGUUAACUAGCAGCGUCAUCUAUUUUUUUUCCUUUGGAAAAUUAACUUUUGGUAGCUUAUUAUUAUCAUUAUUAUUAUGAACAGGUUUAACUGCAUCGCAAAACAAUUUAACCUGAGGGGGAAAAAACUAUGCAUCAAUGUAUUGUCACCACUAUUAUUUAAUGACAGAUUUCUUACUACAGUGUACAGAUGUGUGUUCAUAUCGUUAUGAAUAUAUUCUUUCCAUUAGGGGGAGGCCUUCUUUAACAAUGCAUUUUUCCAAUAAUAAAUAUAUACUUGUAAGAAAUGUAUUUUUUCACAAAUGUAAAAUUAUCGUAAACUUGCACAUUGACAGAUGCCUCCCCGGCUCUGAAUUAUGGGUAAAGCUUUCAUUACAGGAGAAGGUCUUUAGUUGUAACAAUGCAUUUUUAUUGAAAAAAAAAAAAAAUACUUUUUAAACGUUUCCACAAAUAAUGCUAAAGUCCACCUUAAGCUUUCACCUUCACAGAGCUCACCUCUGCUCUGUAUUAGAGGUAAGGUGUUUAAUUUAGGGAGACGCUUAUGUUGUAGCAAUGCAUUUUCAUAAU
Messenger RNA from Phycodurus eques (leafy seadragon), 4927 nucleotides. RefSeq lists its product as uncharacterized. The record is from RefSeq and is a predicted model, not a curated record. NCBI's taxonomy places the organism in Eukaryota, Metazoa, Chordata, Actinopteri, Syngnathiformes, Syngnathidae. The transcript has 7 exons. Gene Ontology annotation, molecular function: RNA binding. Gene Ontology annotation, biological process: Notch signaling pathway; protein ubiquitination. Bases 69 to 3035 code for a protein of 988 amino acids.